CCGUUUCCGGUGGAUGAGGGCGAGUUUUACGGCAGCAGAUCUCACACACACACACACACACACACAUCAUGUAGUACAGCUUUGCGCUUUUACGCGCUCCUUACACUUCUGCUUUAUCAGCUACUCUGGAGUAAACGUGCAGUUCUGCUGUUAGGAUGAUUUCCCGCUACAGACCGCAAGGAUGUAACUGCCUACGGAUUAGAUACGACACCUCCUGAGCAUCUCUCCUUUCCUCCUCCCCCUCUCCCUCUGGUUCUCCUCUCCCUCUCUUUCCUCUGCUGCGCAUGCAGAGCCCAGGCUCCACCAUGUCCCUGUCUUUCUGUGGCAGCGAGAACAACUCCGCUGCCUACAAUGUGGACCGUGGCGUGCUCAACAAUGGAUGCUUUCUCGAUGCCCUCACUGUGGUGCCCCAUGUCUUCCUGCUCUUCAUCACCUUCCCCAUCCUCUUCAUUGGUUGGGGCAGCCAGAGCUCCAAGGUUCACAUCCAUCACAGCACAUGGCUUCAUUUCCCUGGACACAACCUGCGCUGGAUCCUCACCUUCAUCCUUCUGUUUGUGCUGGUGUGCGAGAUCGCAGAGGGCAUUGUCUCAGAUGGGUUUACACAGUCUCUUCAUCUACAUCUCUACAUGCCUGCAUCCCUGGCUUUCAUGGCUGCUAUAACUUCUAUAAUCUACUACCACAACAUAGAGACUUCCAAUUUUCCCAAGUUGUUGCUAGCAUUGCUUAUUUAUUGGAUCUUGGCAUUUAUCACUAAAACUAUCAAGUUUGCCAAGUACACAGAGCACGGCAUCGGUAUGAGACAGUUGCGUUAUUGCUUGACCGGCCUCCUUGUCCUGCUCUAUGGCCUGCUACUGACUGUGGAGAUCAACGUCAUACUGGGGCGGCGCUAUAUGUGUUUUGCCCAUCCCACUGAGGUAAAGCCUCCUGAAGACCUGCAGGACCUGGGUGUGCGUUUUCUGCAGCCAUUUGUCAAUCUGCUGUCUAAGGGUACAUACUGGUGGAUGAACACUUUUAUCACCUCUGCUCACAGACGCCCCAUUGACCUGAAGGUCAUCGGCAAACUGCCCAUUGCCAUGAGGGCACUCACUAAUUAUCUGAAACUGCGCAAGGCCUUUGAAGCCCAGAAGAGACCUGACGGCCUCCAGCCGCAGGGACCUCAGUGGAUCUGGAGGGCUCUACGUGAGGCCUUUGGGAAGCCCUUGAUCCUGAGCAUUACCUUCCGCUUCCUGGCUGACCUGUUGGGUUUUGCUGGGCCAUUGUGCAUCUCGGGUAUUGUGCACCACAUCAGCAAGAAGAACCGCACCAUCCAGGCACCGGCACAAUUACUGGGGGUCUAUUUCAUCUCCUCGCAGGAGUUUCUCGCUAAUGCCUAUGUACUGGCUGUGAUGCUGUUCUUUGCUCUGCUUCUGCAGAGGACCAUUCUACAAGCCUCCUAUUACGCAGCCAUACAAACUGGCAUCAACCUAAGAGGAGCCAUCCAGACAAAGAUUUACAAUAAGAUCAUGCGUCUUUGCACCUCAAACAUGUCUAUGGGGGAGAUGACUGUGGGCCAAAUCUGCAAUUUAAUUGCCAUAGACACCAAUCAGUUGAUGUGGUUCUUCUUCCUGUGUCCCAACCUGUGGGCCAUGCCAGUACAGAUUAUAGUGGGUGUGAUUCUGCUCUACUACCUUCUGGGAAUAAGUGCCUUGAUCGGAGCAACCAUCAUUGCCCUCCUGGCCCCUGUGCAGUACUUUGUGGCUACCAAAUUGUCCCAAACACAAAAAACCACUCUGGAGUACUCCAGUGAGCGGCUGAAGAAAACCAAUGAGCUGUUGCGUGGUAUCAAGCUACUGAAGCUCUACUCCUGGGAGCACAUCUUCUGUUCCAGCGUGGAGGAGACCAGGGGAAAAGAGCUGACCAGCCUGCAGGCCUUUGCUCUCUAUACCUCCAUCUCAAUAUUCAUGAAUGCCGCUAUACCAAUUGCAGCAGUUCUUACUACAUUUGUAGUCCAUGUGCACCUGUCUGACGAUGCAGAUCUAUCCCCAGCUGUAGCAUUCGCCUCACUCUCCCUUUUCCACAUCCUGGUCACACCUCUCUUCCUCCUGUCAAGUGUGGUUCGCUCAACGGUCAAAGCCCUUGUCAGUGUGCAGAAGCUGAGUGAGUUCUUCUCCAGUGAUGAGAUUGGAGAAGAGCAAGAGCCUAAGGCCACCAUUCCAGCCAGCUCCACCAACCACAGCAAUUACCAAGCCCUUCCACUGAAAGUUGUGAACCGUAAGCGUCCAGUGAGAGAGGAGUGGAACAGCUUUGGGCUACAGAGUGAGCAGUACAUAGAAGCAUCUGCAGUGGAGGAUGACGAUAUUUGCAUCAAAAUAAGCAAUGGAUAUUUCAGCUGGACUGAUGGAGCACCUACACUUUCCAAUGUGAACAUAAAGAUCCCAUUUGGGGUGGGUGGAUGUGUAUGUGUGUGCUUUUAUGUGCACAUGUAUGUGUGUGUGUGUGUGUGUGUGUGUGUGUGUGUGUGUGUGUGUUUCUCACCAGGUCAGCUGACUAUGAUAGUGGGACAGGUAGGCUGUGGAAAAUCCUCUCUGUUACUGGCUGCACUGGGGGAGAUGCAAAGGAUCUCUGGCACUGUGACAUGGAACAGUAUUCCAAAGCUGGAUUCAGAGGGAGAUGAAAGUCCAGAUGCAUCCAGUGAUGAAGAAUUCCAGAAAAGAGGUGCUGUUGCAUAUGCUUCCCAGAAGCCCUGGCUUCUUAAUGCCUCUGUGGUAGAGAACAUCACCUUUGAGAUGCCUCUGAUCAAACAAAGGUAUAAGACAGUGAUUGAGGCAUGCUCCCUGCAACCAGAUAUCGACAUCCUACCACAGGGGGACCAGACAGAGAUUGGUGAAAGAGGAAUCAUCCUCUCAGGAGGCCAGAGACAGCGUAUCAGUGUGGCGCGUGCCCUUUAUCAGACCACCAAUGUAGUCUUCCUGGAUGACCCGUUCUCAGCACUGGACAUCCAUCUAAGUGAUCAUCUGAUGCAGGAAGGUAUUCUGAAACUGCUCCGGGAGGAGAAGAGGACCGUGGUGCUGGUCACACACAAACUUCAGUACCUGCCUCAUGCAGACUGGAUCAUUGCGAUGAAGGAUGGUACGAUCCAGACAGAGGGCACGCUGAAAGACAUCCAGAAAUCUGAACCUGAACUGUUUGAGCAGUGGAAAGCCCUCAUGCAUCGCCAGGACCAGGAGUUUGAGAAGGAGACUGUAGCAGAGGGUACGACGGUAUUAGAAAGGAAGAACCUGAGAAGGGCCAUGUACUCCAGAGAGGCACUGAAGACAGAGGAAGAAGAGGAAGCACUGGGGAUUGCAUUCACAGAGGAGUCGGUGGAGAGUGAUGAUGAGGAUAACCUGUCCCAGGCAAUGAGGCACAGAACCACCAUCCCUUGGCGUUCAUGUGGGAAGUACCUGAGCUCUGCUGGUCUACUGCUGCUGCCCCUACUGCUUCUCUCUCAGCUGCUCAAACACUCGUUCAUGGUGGCCAUCGACGUCUGGCUCGCUCACUGGACCUCUGAUGUCAUCCAUGCCAAGAUCAACGCUGUUCGACACAACUGCACACUGGUGCAGGACUGUGGGUUCAGUCAUUCAUCGUAUCUUCUGGUGUUCAGUGUGCUGUGCUGCCUGGGCAUUGCGCUGUGUUUGGUCACGUCUGUGGCUGUGGAGUGGACAGGGCUGAGUGUGGCCAAAGAGCUGCACCGUAACCUGCUAAAUAACAUCAUACUUGCCCCCAUGAGGCUCUUUGAGACAACUCCUUUGGGAAGCCUUCUCAAUCGAUUCUCUGCUGACACAAACACAAUAGACCAGCAUAUUCCUACUACUUUGGAGUGUUUGAUUCGCUCCACAUUGCUGUGUGUGUCUGCGCUGGGUGUUAUCUCAUAUGUCACACCUGUUUUCCUCAUCGCUCUCACUCCACUCGCCAUUGCCUGCUACUUCAUCCAGAAAUACUUCAGAGUGGCAUUCAAAGAUCUGCAUCAGCUUGAGGACAGUACCCAGCUCCCUUUACUGUCUCACUUCUCUGAGACAAUAGAGGGUCUCAGCACCAUCCGGGCCUUCAGGUAUGAGGCCAGAUUUCGGCAGAGACUUCUGGAGCUUACGGAUGCUAAUAACGUCGCAUCACUUUUCCUCACUGCUGCCAACCGUUGGCUGGAAGUCCGCAUGGAGUAUAUUGGAGCCUGUAUUGUCCUUGUAGCUGCAGUGGCCUCCAUCACCAGCAACCUUUACAACCAUCUGUCUACUGGCCUGGUGGGGCUGGGACUGACCUACGCUCUGAUGGUAUCGAACUAUCUUAACUGGAUGGUGCGUAACCUGGCUGAUAUGGAGGUUCAAUUAGGGGCAGUGAAGAGGAUAAACAACCUGCUGAAGACUGAGCCAGAGAACUAUGAGGGGCUGCUCUCUUUGUCUCAGAUCCCUGAGGGCUGGCCACAGCAGGGCGAGAUUCACAUCCAGAACCUGAGUGUGAGGUACGACAGCACGUUGAAGCCGGUCCUAAAGCAUGCCAAUGCUCACAUCAGACCAGGACAAAAGGUCGGCAUCUGUGGCAGGACAGGAAGUGGCAAAUCGUCCUUCUCUUUAGCUUUCUUCCGCAUGGUGGAUGCCUUUGAGGGACGGAUAAUCAUAGAUGAUAUUGACAUAGCAAAGUUGCCUCUUCAGACACUGAGGAGCCGUUUAUCUAUUAUCCUUCAAGAUCCCAUUCUCUUCAGUGGAACAAUACGUUUUAAUUUAGACCCAGAGAUGAAGGCUACAGACAGCAUGCUUUGGGAAGCUCUCGAAAUUGCCCAACUCAAACCAGUAGUGCAAACCCUGCAUGGGGGACUUGAUGCCAUGGUGACAGAAGGUGGGGAGAAUUUCAGUCAGGGACAACGUCAGCUGUUCUGCCUGGCACGAGCAUUUGUACGCAAAAGCAGCAUUCUGAUCAUGGAUGAGGCCACUGCCUCCAUAGAUAUGGCCACAGAGAGUAUUCUGCAGAAAGUUGUAAUGACGGCCUUCGCAGACAGAACAGUGGUCAUCAUAGCGCAUCGAGUGCACACCAUCCUGAACGCAGAUCUGGUGAUGGUGAUGAAGAGAGGGGAGAUUCUGGAGUACGAUAAACCCGAGGUCCUUCUCAGUACAGAGGGAAGCGCUUUCGCCUCUUUUGUUCGGGCAGACAAAUAACCACAGAUGACCUUCCAUUUAAAGUGCAAUUGUACUAUGUAUUAUUGUUUUAUUUUUUACCAUGUAACAUAUUUUGUAAAUAUGAUAUAUAAUACAAUAAAAGAUGACUACUUAUAUAUAGACACACA
Pangasianodon hypophthalmus (striped catfish) is the source of this 5293-nucleotide messenger RNA. It is a transcript of the gene abcc8, whose product is annotated as ATP-binding cassette, sub-family C (CFTR/MRP), member 8. Lineage: Eukaryota; Metazoa; Chordata; Actinopteri; Siluriformes; Pangasiidae. Bases 285 to 5165 code for a protein of 1626 amino acids. The record is from RefSeq and is a predicted model, not a curated record. Gene Ontology annotation, cellular component: membrane. Gene Ontology annotation, molecular function: sulfonylurea receptor activity; ABC-type transporter activity; ATP binding. The transcript is spliced from 41 exons. Gene Ontology annotation, biological process: transmembrane transport; potassium ion transport.